UUCACGCUUCCUGUUCGGUUCGCAGCCUUCUGGAGGUUUGUGAGGCUCUGGGUCCAGCAGGGUCGCCAGCGCUUCUCCUGGGUUCGGCUCCGCCUUGUGAGAUCCCAGGGGCCUGGGCGCGGGCCAGAGCGGGGAGCAGCAAGGAGCCACAAUGGGCCCCGAGUUCCUCACCGGCAGGCCCCCCCAGGAAUCAGUGACCUUCAAGGAUGUGGCUGUGGACUUCACCUGGGAGGAGUGGGGCUACUUGGAUACCUCCCAGAAGGAGCUUUACUGGGAGGUGAUGCUGGAGAACUACAGGAACCUGGUCAGCCUGGAUGGUGACACUAGGCCUCAGAUCAAGGAGUCAACUCCAAAGUUCAGUAUUUCUAUGGAACCCUUAUCCCAGCAAAGGUCCCUGUGGGAUGACUCAUGCUUCUCCAAGAUGGGAAAAGCCCAGGAGUAUUAUGGCGUGAUAAAGAAAGAACAGAGCAAUGAGGAGAAGCAUUCUGGACAAGGAAAAGUAAUCCAAACAGAAACUGGCAAUGCAGUCAGAGGCUCUUUAUACAGUAGAUACAGCCACACUACUAGUCCAGAGCUAGUCCUUUUUCCACAACAAGAAUUAUCUGUAGUUCUGAAUCUUCAUAAGAGUGAUAACCAGAGAAGGAGCUUCACCAUGGAGUCAGAUCAAAGACGACAUAAUCAAAUCUAUUCACUGACAUAUUCUAUGGUUAACACGUGUCAGAAAGCUUUCGUUUAUGAUUUAGAUUGCAUUAGAAAACAUGGAAUUUGUGCUGAAGAGCAGCUUCAUGAAAGUGGGUAUUCUUUCCUCCCAAAUAAUGAAUUUACUUUAUACCAGAGAACUCAUGUAGGAAAAAAAUGUUCUGAAUUGACCAAAUGUGGGAAGACACGACAUCAGAAGGCAGAUCAUACUCAACACACUGGUAUUGAUAGUCAAGACAAAUCUUACAAAUGCAGUGAAUGUGGAAAGGUCUUCUGGCAAAAGGUAAAUCUUACACAGCACUACAGAAUUCAUACUGGAGAAAGACCUUUCAAAUGCAGUUACUGUGGAAAGGCCUUCCACCAGAAGACAAAUCUUAUGCAACAUUAUAGGAUUCAUACUGGAGAAAAACCUUUUAAAUGCAAUGAUUGUGGCAAAGCCUUUCCUCGGAGCACAACACUGACUCGACAUCGGAGAAUUCACACUGGAGAGAGACCUUAUGAAUGCAAUGAAUGUGGGAAGACAUUCUAUUUAAGCUCUAACCUUACUCAGCACCGGAGUACUCAUACAGGAAUAAAACCUCAUCAAUGCAGGGUUUGUGGGAAGGCUUUCUCUCACAAGUCCAAUCUUACCAGCCACAGUAGUAUUCAUACUGGAGAGAAACCAUAUGAAUGCACUGAAUGUGGAAAGAUCUUUCGCCAGAAGUCAGAUCUUAGACAACACUUCAGCAUUCAUACUGGAGAGAAACCAUUUAAAUGUAGUGAUUGUGGGAAAGGCUUUCCCCGCAGUGCAGCACUGGCUCGACAUCAGAGAACUCACACUGGAGAGUGACCCUGUGAAUGCAAUGAAAGUGGAAAGGCCUACACCCAGAAUUCACAUCUUUCAUUACAUAAGAGAAUACAUACCAGAGAGAAACCUUAAGAAUGUGAUUAAUGUGGGAAGGCUUCCCCCAGAUCAGAGCACAUAGAACUCAUGAUGGAGAGAAACCUCAUUAACUUAAUCACUGAAGCAGAACACUCUGGUGGGCUGAUCUGGAUUAAAAUGUAAUAGGGAAAUAUUCAAAAAAAUAAAACCACAAUAAAACAUAGAUGAUA
Messenger RNA from Phascolarctos cinereus (koala), 1791 nucleotides. RefSeq lists its product as uncharacterized. Lineage: Eukaryota; Metazoa; Chordata; Mammalia; Diprotodontia; Phascolarctidae. Gene Ontology annotation, biological process: regulation of transcription by RNA polymerase II. The record is from RefSeq and is a predicted model, not a curated record. Gene Ontology annotation, cellular component: nucleus. Gene Ontology annotation, molecular function: DNA-binding transcription factor activity, RNA polymerase II-specific; RNA polymerase II transcription regulatory region sequence-specific DNA binding.